CUGCAUUUGUCACGUGCUUGUAUCCGCCCAGAUCUGCUGGAGACCUCAGAAGGUGUGCAUUAUUUCAUACAAGAGUUGAACCUGUAGAUUUAUUCUAACAUGGCAUCGUAUGAGGAAGUCCGUGUGCACGGCUAUGAAGAGUUCAGCCAAGCUGUGGCUGAGAGAAAAGGAAAAGAUGUCUUCGUGUAUUUCACUGGGGAUAAAGAUGAGCAGGGGAAGAGCUGGUGUCCAGACUGUGUGAAAGCUGAGCCGGUGGUUCGAGGGGAAAUGGCUCAUCUUCCUGAAGGCUCCGUCUUCAUUUACUGCCAAGUAGGAGACCGACCAUACUGGAAAGAUCCGAACAACGACUUUAAGAAGACUCUGAAGCUGACUGGAGUUCCUACUCUCCUUCGCUAUGGCACACCGCAGAAGCUGGUGGAGGAACAGUGUUUCAAACCCGACCUGGUACGGUUGAUGUUCACAGAAGAUUAAUGCCUCAUGCUGGUGCUUAAUACCUACUGUAAUGUUAUAUUCAAAAGAUUUUGAUUUAACAUUGGUCUUUUUUAGUGCUUCGCUCCCAUAUGAUCAGACUCUGUGUGUGUUCACUGUGAGCUAUAAAGCAAAGUCUUGUUCUGUAUCUGAAAUGUACUUAAAGCCAUGAUUGUUUAGAAAAAGCCAGUAUGUGCUUACAAAAGUCUUACGCUUUCAGCCGUGACAAUUUCCUGCUCAAACUAACCACGGAAAUUAUGCACUAUUAUUUGUGAAAAUAGGAUGUUGACUGUAAUUGUUUACAAAGUAAAAUAAACAGUUGAUGGUA
This is a messenger RNA of Silurus meridionalis, 796 nucleotides long. It is a transcript of the gene txndc17, whose product is annotated as thioredoxin domain containing 17. The transcript is spliced from 4 exons. NCBI's taxonomy places the organism in Eukaryota, Metazoa, Chordata, Actinopteri, Siluriformes, Siluridae. Gene Ontology annotation, molecular function: protein-disulfide reductase [NAD(P)H] activity. Bases 100 to 471 code for a protein of 123 amino acids. Gene Ontology annotation, cellular component: cytosol. The record is from RefSeq and is a predicted model, not a curated record.